GUCUCUUAUUUCUGAAUCAAUUUUUUGUGUUUAACAGAUAUGCCUCCUUGCGAAGGCGGCUCCUAGUAGAUCCCCAUAUUCCGAAGGAAGGAAGUAAUUCCCCUGAUCUUACCAUGGAUAAUCCACUCUCACAAAAUCCAGACAGCACCUGGAGUCGCUUCUUUCAGAAUGCUGAGUUGGAGAAAAUGGUUGACCAGGAUUUAUCUCGAUUAUAUCCAGAACAAGGAAGCUACUUUCAGACACCUGGAUGCCAGGGGAUGUUAAGACGGAUUCUGUUGUUGUGGUGCCUUAGACACCCCGAGCAUGGUUACAGGCAAGGAAUGCAUGAACUCUUGGCUCCUUUGCUGUAUGUCCUUCAUGUUGAUAUUGAACGUCUCUAUGAAGUUCGAAAGCUUUAUGAUGAUCAAUUCACAGACAAAUUUGAUGGCUUAUCAUUUGAAGAAAACGAUAGUACAUACAAUUUUGAUUUCAAAAAGUUUUUAGAUUCUGUUGAAGAUGAGUGUGGUUCUCAAGGGAAUUCAAAAAAGGUUAGGAGCCUUAAUGAGCUUGAACCUGAGAUACAGAAUAUUAUAUUGCUUACUGAUGCCUAUGGAGCUGAAGGUGAACUUGGCAUUGUCUUAUCUGAGAAAUUUAUGGAACAUGAUGCCUAUUGUAUGUUUGAUGCUUUGAUGAUCGGGGCACAUGGUUCGGUUGCUAUGGUGGAUUUUUUUACCUCCUCUUUAGCUGGAUCCCACAGUGGCUUACCCCCUGUCAUUGAGGCCUCAGCUGCAUUAUAUCAUUUGUUGUAUGUUGUUGAUUCAUCAUUACACAGCCACCUCAUUGAGCUUGGUGUUGAACCCCAGUAUUUUGCACUUCGUUGGUUGAGGGUUUUAUUUGGACGAGAGUUUUCAAUUCAGGACCUCUUGAUAAUAUGGGAUGAAAUAUUUGCUGCAGACAAUAUUAAACUAGUUAAUGGUACCGAAGAUGAUUUAGGUUCCAGCUUUAUAAUACUUACUUCGCCUCGGGGAGCAUUGAUCUCAGCUAUGGCAGUUUCAAUGAUACUUUACAUUAGAUCUUCCUUGCUUGCUACUGAGAAUGCAACAUCCUGUCUCCAGAGACUCUUGAAUUUUCCUGAAAACAUAAAUCUAGGGAAAAUUAUAGAGAAGGCAAAGUCUCUUCAAAUUCGUGCAUUGGAUGCUAAUGUUAAUGUCUCACCCUCAUCUUUCUCAUUUGAUGGGGCAUAUAACCAUAGCAAAUCAGUAGUAGUAAGAAGUCAUAACCUUCCAUCUGACCCAGUUUCUCCAAAAACUCCUCUAAGUCUGGUAUCUGAUAGCUAUUGGGAAGAAAAGUGGAAAGUUGUGCAUGAGGCAGAAGAGCAAAGGCAAGGUAGUUCAGAGAAAAAAAAAUCAAGCCAGAGAAAACGGUGGUCAGAAAAAGUGCAAUUGCGCCUAUCUAAAGCAGAAUUUGACCCAUCUUUAUCAAGGGUUGAGAAUGGCAAAAGGGACCAUAAGUCAACCACUCGGCGAAGUUUGCUUGAAGAUCUGUCACGGCAACUUGGCCUGGACGAAUUAGGUGAAAAGUUUGGGUCUCAUGAAGCUUCUAGUGAGGAGGAUCAAAAUUCUGUAGAAGCUCAGGUAGAGGGGCAAAAUGGUGUUAACAAAGAGUUUACUUGCACAGUGGAAGAGAGAUGUCCAAGUGGAAAUAUUGUCAGUGAAGAAGACUCAUCUACAUUUUCUGACCCAACAAGCCCUGCUAAUGGCACUAAUGCCCGGGAAAAUGACUCGGAGAAGAGUAGCGUUGCAUCAAAUUUAUUCAUGGAUGAGAAUUAUGAUCAUUCAUACGAUAAUGCAGAAGAUUCACCUCUUCCAGUUUCCAUUCCUCCUGAUGGUGUCUCUCUAAGUUCUCCAUGCAACAAUGAUUCUCCAGGAAAAACAGAAGCAGAUUUGAAGGAUCAGAACCUUCAAUCAGGCAAAUUCCAUUUCCAGUGGUUUUGGAAGUUUGGACAAAGUUCAGUCGGUAAUGAGUUAUCUGAGAAAGGAGGAGGUACUCAUGAGGUUGUGGAAGCUGUAAAUGGUGAAAGUAAUAAAAGCACUAAAAUAGACUCUUCCUCUGCUAAUGUGUCUCGUAGUUCAUCUCCCAGCAGCAAAGGAGAUGCGGUGGACCAGAAUGUGAUGGGCACGUUGAACAAUAUUGGGCAGUCUAUGCUUGAGCAAAUUCAGGUUCUUGAGUUUGUCUUCCAGCAAGAUCGUGGUCAGGGCUCACUGGAGAACUUCUCUAAAAAUGUUCUAGUUGGCAAAGGACAGGUUACAGCCGUUUCAGCUUUAAAGGAGCUUCGGAAGAUCAGCAAUCUUUUAUCUGAGAUGUGAGGUUUGCUCCACUUAUUAUGUACACAUGUAUAUACCAUUUGUAAUUUAACAUUUUUUAAGUGCAAAAUAGAAUAAGUUUUUUCAU
Messenger RNA from Rubroshorea leprosula, 2430 nucleotides. Lineage: Eukaryota; Viridiplantae; Streptophyta; Magnoliopsida; Malvales; Dipterocarpaceae. The record is from the annotation of a GenBank genome assembly.